UAGUAUUGAAUGCUGUGCUGAGAUCAUCUUUUCACACUGAGGUCAGUUUAGAGACUCAAACUAUUGACAAGACUCAAAGAUUUUCUGAUGCUCCAGAAGGAACGUGCCCGAAGUCGUAUAUUACUGUAUUUAGUGAAGUCAGGUGUGUAUGGGAGCUCUACGUUUACAUUUAUAGCAUAUCCCAUUUUAUACACGUCUUAAGUAAUAUACAUAUGAAAGAAAUUAUAUUCAAUUAUGGUCAUAAGAAACAAAAACUUGGCAAUAACCUCCAAUGAAACUCAAUUGAAUCAGUCCGAAAGAAAGUGUGCUCUUGACUGCGUGAGAAACCGAAAGUAAACUAAACUCUAUGUAUAGUGCAGCACCUUCAAUGUCCAGUAGGGGGCGGUUAAAAGACACAAACAGAUCUGAAAUUAAUAAUAAAAUAACAUACGAACCCUGGUAACGCUGAUAUUAAAGCAGAAGUAAAAAAAAAAAAUCUCGAGAAAUGUCCUGUUAAGUGUUCUCUUAAUUAUGGGCUCUAUAUACAGAUCUAUCUACAGAUCAGUGGCUUGGAGGUAGUUUUUGUCUUCGCUUGAUUGACAGCUCUCUCUGCGCGCGUCCGUUUCUAUGGAGACUGUGUUGUUAUUUACGCCCUGAGCCAACGGUCAUCAAUAUGCGGCUCUAUCCUCAUUUAAUAAUCCCGUUAAACCGUCUUUAAUCGUCACGUUUCUACUGUUGGUCGAGCACUGCUGCUGUUGAUGAGGAGCUGAGGCUGCGUCUGAUGUAUAAGUACGAGACUCUGGGCUGUGUGGGCUCCGGUAGUUACGGGACGGUUCUGAAGUGUCGGCACCGGGACACCGGCAGAACCGUUGCCGUGAAGAAGCUCGUGGAGGAAGAUGAUGGUGUGAGGAAGAUCGUUCAGAGGGAGAUCCGUCUGCUGAAGCAACUGCGGCACGAGAAUCUGGUGAAUCUGCUGGAGGUGUGGAAGCGCAAGCGUCGCUGGUAUCUGGUGUUUGAGUUCGUGGACCGGACGGUUCUGGACGAGCUGGAGCAGUUCCCAUCAGGUCUAGAUGCUCUCCGAGUCCGGAAGCACCUCUAUCAGGUCCUGAGGGCCGUGUCCUUCUGCCACCAGCACAACAUCAUUCACAGGGACGUGAAACCCGAGAACGUUCUGGUCUCUCAGCUCGGCGUGGUCAAACUCUGUGACUUCGGCUUCGCUCGGACGAUGGCGGCCGCUCCGGGCGAGGUUUACACCGACUACGUGGCCACACGCUGGUAUCGAGCGCCGGAGCUGCUGGUGGGAGACACCAGAUACGGGAAGGCGGUGGAUGUGUGGGCCAUCGGGUGUCUGUUCUUCGAGAUGUUAACGGGUGAGCCUCUGUUCCCGGGUGACUCUGACAUUGACCAGCUGCAUCUGGUCAUCAGUUGUUUCGGUCACCUGACCCCUCGGCACCGCGAGGUCUUUUACAGAAACCCGGUGUUUGUGGGAGUGUCUCUUCCAGAGCCGGCGGAGAGAACCUCGCUGGAGAGCCGCUCGCUCAAGCUGUCUGGACUGACUCUGGACCUCUCUCAGAGAUGUUUGCAGAUGGAUCCAGAUAAACGCUCGCAGUGUGAAGAGCUGCUGCUGCAUCCGUACUUCACUAGAGACCGCUUCCAUCUGCGCUUUCAGCAAGAACUGGCCAGUAAGACACACAAGGACCUGAAGGAAAACAGCAGACGCACUAAAAGCUCCAGGAGAGAGAAGGAGAAGCUGGAGAUCCUGAGGUCAGCUCCUGAAAGUGUACAGGACUCAAACCUUCGGUUCAGUGAGUUCAGGCCAUCUGACGGCGAGGACAGUGACUUCACCGCCAGGCUCCGCCCAGAUGACACAGAGCCAAUCAGUGAUCCUAUGAGUCAAGCAGGAAUCCUGCCCAUCUCCACUGAUUCGCCGGCCACACACAGCCUCAGGUCGUUUGAUAAGAUGAAGAAGCAAAUGAAUGUGUUUCCACUUCCAGCACAACAGAUCCUCACAGUGUCGUCAGAGUGCAGCAGGAGUCGAUACGAGCGUGGUGCUGCAGGGGUUGCUGGGAAAAAAAUGGCAGAGCUGCGUUUCCCUGAGCUCAGAAACACACUGCUGCCUGAGCUGAGAGCAGACGGAAGACCAAGAGGAAAUAAAGAGCAAAAAAACAACAGAAUUCCGUCUAUAACAGCACCUGACCUGCAGUCUGACCCCAGCACAUAAAACACACACACACACACACACACACACACACUGUCUAAACACGUGAAGAGUGUGUAACAGUGUAAAUAUGCUCUUGUUUUGUUUUAAUGAAUUGAUUUGAUCAUAAUGAGAGUGUUUCAGUUGUGUUUUGUUCUUUUAUCUUGGACUCACUGAGACGUGAAGAUCAGUCCUGAAGGUCAAAAACAACUGCAAAUAUACUUCAAUAAACUUUCAACUGAUUCAAACUUU
Puntigrus tetrazona (Sumatra barb) is the source of this 2428-nucleotide messenger RNA. Its product is annotated as cyclin-dependent kinase-like 2. Bases 761 to 2200 code for a protein of 479 amino acids. Gene Ontology annotation, biological process: protein phosphorylation. Gene Ontology annotation, molecular function: cyclin-dependent protein serine/threonine kinase activity; ATP binding. The record is from RefSeq and is a predicted model, not a curated record. The transcript has 12 exons. NCBI's taxonomy places the organism in Eukaryota, Metazoa, Chordata, Actinopteri, Cypriniformes, Cyprinidae. Gene Ontology annotation, cellular component: nucleus.